GCUCUGCGUUUUGUUCUCGCGAUACCUUCGCGGGGUGGGUGGGGAGAAGAGGAGUGAGUGCGCAUGUGUGCUGUGUGUUUAAAAGUGGUUGCUACUGGCUGGAGCUUCUGGGUGAAGUGGCAUGCAGAAUUAACAUGCCAGCAUUUCGACAGGUUGGAGAGAAGCAACUUCCCAAUGAAAUACUUUACAUGGUGUGGUCCCCUAAGCGGGACCUCAUUGCACUUGCUAACAAAACUGGAGAGGUUUUGCUUCAUCGUCUUGCCCACUUUCAGCGUGUGUGGAGCUUGGCACCAAAUGAAAACACAGGAAAAGAAGUAACAUCAUUAGCAUGGAGGCCAGAUGGAAAAGUUUUAGCAUUUAGUCUUGCAGACACACGCCGAAUUGUUUUAUGUGAUGUGGAAAAAGCAGAGAUCCUACAUUUUUUCUCCUUGGAAAACUUAGUCACCUGUAUGCACUGGACCGAGGUGAUGGAUCCAAAAAGUGCUAUUGCCUCAAUCAGUUUACUAGAUGAAGAAGGAAGCCUUUUCUUGCCCAAGUUGCCUGCACUACCAAAGAGUUACAGUACCUCUGCAAAGAUUUUCAGUGAAGAAAAAUCAGAUGAAGUCACAAAGCUAUUAGGUGACAAAAGGCUAAAUACCCUUGUUCUUGGAGGAGAUUCUGGAUUCAUUGAAUUAUAUGCAUAUGGAAUGUACAAAAUUGCAACAGUAACACAGAUUGCAGGCCGCUGUCUAGAUCUUUGCUUGUCCAGUGACCUGAAAGCAUUGUCUGUUAUCACAGAAGUUCAACUAUCCAAGGAACCAGAGCCAAUUAUCAGUUACUUUCAGCUGGAUACCACUUUGCUAUCAGAUUAUUUGCCUGAGGUAACUCGCAUGGCCCGGAAGUUCACUCAUAUUUCAACACUGCUCCAGUACCAAAAGCUGUCUUUGGCCUGCAUGUGUGAAGCGUGGGAGGACAUUUUAAUGCAAAUGGACUUAAGAUUGACAAAGUUUGUACAGGAGAAAAGCACAAAAACUUCAGUACAGGAGGAGUUCAUGGAACUACUAAUGUGGGGUAAAGCUAGUCCGGAGUUGCAGUCUUUGUUAAUGAACCAGCUAACAGUUAAGGGUUUAAAGAAGCUUGGCCAGUCCAUAGAAUCAUCAUAUUCUAGUAUUCAGAAACUGGUUAUCAGUCACUUACAAAGUGGCUCAGAGGCACUCCUGUACCACUUAAAUGAGCUAAAGGGAAUGGCUAUGUGGAAACAGAAAUACCAACCUUUAGGCUUAGAUGUGCCAGCCAUAGAAGAUGCCAUAAAUGCUGUGGGAACAUUUAUAUUGAAAGCAAAUGAAUUGUUACAAGUUAUAGACAGUAGUAUGAAAAGCUUCAAGGCAUUUUUCCGAUGGCUAUAUGCAGCAAUGUUGAGGAUGUCUGAUGAUCAUGUUUUGCCAGAGCUAAACAAGAUGACACAUAGAGAUGUAUCCUUUGUUGCUGACUUCCUGUCUGAGCACUUUAAAGAGGCACCAGAGCUUUAUGAUCAAAAGGGUCAGUAUUUUAAUGUGGAGAGAGUUGGUCAGUAUUUAAAAGAUGAGGAUGAUGAUCUAGUAACUCCUCCAGAGACUGAGGGAAAUCCUUGGUUUUCCUUCUUGCAGAACAGUGUCCAUCUUAAAGAAAGUCCCUUGCUUUUUCCAUAUUUUCCCAAGAAAUCGCUACACUAUGUUAAAAGGCUAGUGGAAGCACAGAUUGAUAGUUGCCUACAAAAGCCAGCUGAAGUGAUCGGAAAUUCUGUACAUCAAGUAGCCUACAUGCCGCUGUACAAGCUGCAUCCAACUGAGGGUAUCGUGCCCAGAUUUUCACUACCAUCAUUUUGGAAUGAUAAGUCUUCAAAUCUACAGUAUGUGGUUUUUACAAUGCACAGCAUUGAAUCUUCCAGAAUCUAUAUUAUGCGAAGACCCACUGAUCUUUCAAGGUGUAUUUCUAACUGGCUGCUUGCUGUAGAGUUUGGAGAUUUUUUGUGUAGCACCAGGAGUGACAAUAACAAAGAAAGUCAGUUCAGCUUUUUGGACGUUGGUUUUUAUGAUGAUGAAAUGCUGACAGUACUGUUGAAGGGAUACACUGACAAAGAAGAGAAAGGUCGCGUCUUGGCGCAGCUACCACUAUCGUCAAUUUACAUCAAUGUGGAAACAGAGGAAGAAUUCAGCUUGGAAACUGGCAAAAGGCUAGAUGAGCAGACCAAUCAAAUUCCUGUUCAGACUGUUACUGUUGAAAAUCAGUCCCGGACCUUAGAGAAUAUGAAAGCACAAUAUAUUGCUGUAAAUGGUAUUCGUAAAGUAUCUUGUGUGCUCAGUUCAAACUUGCGACAUGUGCGUGUUUUUGAAAUGGAUGUAGAAGAUGAUGGAGAGGUGGAUGAAGAGGAGGAAGAGCCAGAGCCUCGAGAUGUUAGUGGGAUAAAGGAUGAGAUUGAAGAGACAGUGAAUGCUCAAGAUGAUUCUGAUGUCAACGAUGCUGCUGGUGUCGAGUACCCUGUAUUGCUUGAGGAUGAUGCUUCCAGCCUGGAGUCUGUACCUGGAACCUGGAGUUAGUUAGUUAAAUGUAAAUUGCUGUCAUGAAAAAUACAGCUUGGGUCUGCCCAGAACUAUUUUUUACACAUGUUGGAGAUUAAUAUAUAUUGAGUCAGUAUUGGCUGGUGCAAUUUGCUGUGAAUGCUAUUUUCACAGAUUGGGUCAUAUUGCACGUACUGUGAAAUUCAUUACUUUGGCGCAACAGUGGAAUCAACACUGUUCUUCGCCUCUAGGCCUUAGUUGAACCCACUCCAACUGAUAAGUUUGCACUGAUUGAGCGUAAUUCCUACCAGAUUUGACCCUAAGACAUAAAACCACCCCAAAUUUGCAAAUGUUAGUAAAUUGAUCAAUUUUCAAGGCGCCAAAAUGAGCAUGGGAAAUUAAAAUGUUGCCCUGGUACAGGAGAGGGCACCGUUCAGGUUUGGGGGGAGAAAGUACAUGAGUUAAAUUUUCAUAUGUGCAAGUUGUAGUGAGAUUGUGAGCCUGUUCUUUGUAAAUUCAUUGACAAUUUCACAAAAACUUUCCCUCCAUUGUUAGAGGGUGAUUUACUGUGCUGACUUGGGAAUGCAAGGUGCUGACAAGGUGCUCUUCACUAAUAUCUUAAUUAACUUAAGGAACACAAAAGUGUAAGAAGGGAGCUCUGACUAAUUCUUCUGUUCUAUGGUAAAAACAUGCAAAAUAACCCAUUUAUGUGUUGCUGAAAUUUUGACAUUGCCAUAUGAAUAAAUGUUGCAUUAUUUUCUGUAUGAUAAUGUAAAGACUUUUAAUUAGUAUGGAGUGUAAAAGUAGUCAUCUCUGCCAUCUGAAUCAUGUUGACUUGUGCACUAUCAUUAAAUGUAACUACAGUACAGGAAGUGUUUUGUAAUAUUAGGACACACCGGAUUGUAAGUGAAACAUCUUAUUCUGUACUGAAUGGAUGUUCUCAGAACUUUACCUCAUUUACUUUAGAUCACUUGUAAUAGCAAAUGCAUCCAAGUGAAUACUUCUAAGUCCUGUAUACGAUUUUAUUUUGUUUCCUUAUUAAAUCAGACUGGUUCAUCUUG
This is a messenger RNA of Carcharodon carcharias (great white shark), 3577 nucleotides long. It is a transcript of the gene anapc4, whose product is annotated as anaphase promoting complex subunit 4. The transcript is spliced from 29 exons. NCBI's taxonomy places the organism in Eukaryota, Metazoa, Chordata, Chondrichthyes, Lamniformes, Lamnidae. The record is from RefSeq and is a predicted model, not a curated record. Gene Ontology annotation, cellular component: anaphase-promoting complex; nuclear periphery. Bases 135 to 2555 code for a protein of 806 amino acids. Gene Ontology annotation, molecular function: protein binding. Gene Ontology annotation, biological process: protein K11-linked ubiquitination; anaphase-promoting complex-dependent catabolic process; positive regulation of mitotic metaphase/anaphase transition.